AUGGCCAGACUGGUGCAAGCUGACAGGAAGGCUAUGGUGAUUCUUAACAGCUCUGCUCAACCAUGCAUUUCCGCCGUGUUUGGAGCUGCAGACCCUGGAGCACCGCGCGCGAGCUCUGUCCUGCUGCGCGUGCCCGUGCGCAAAGGCCUCGCGCGCGCUCCCGCGGCACACGGUCCGCACGUUCGGAAACCGAGAGCCACCGGCAGAGUUAAUUUUGUUGACAUGGUGGAUAACCUCCGCGGCAAGUCAGGACAGGGCUACUACGUGGAGAUGGCGGUAGGAACGCCGCCUCAGAAGUUGAACAUCCUGGUUGAUACGGGGAGCAGUAAUUUUGCAGUUGGAGCUGCAGCUCACCCGUUCCUGCGUCGAUACUACCAUCGCUCUCUAUCUGUGUCAUAUAAGGACCUGGGCCAAGGUGUGUAUGUGCCGUACACACAAGGGCGCUGGGAAGGUGAGCUGGGCACAGAUGUAGUAUCGGUCCCCCACGGUCCCAAUGUCACACUGAGGGCCAACAUCGCCGCCAUCACCCAAUCAGAUCGCUUCUUUAUCAACGGCUCUAACUGGGAGGGUAUCCUGGGGCUGGCCUAUGCUGAGAUCGCCAGGCCUGAUGAGAAUCUCGAGCCCUUCUUUGACUCUCUGGUGAGGCAGACGAGUGUUCCCGACCUGUUCUCCCUCCAGCUCUGUGGAGCGGGUUUCACUCAGAACUACAGCCUGGGCAGUGCCACAGUGGGAGGCAGUAUGAUCAUUGGAGGAAUUGACUCUUCGCUUUACGUUGGAGAGUUGUGGUACACUCCGAUUCGCCGUGAAUGGUAUUAUGAGGUCAUCAUUGUUCGCAUCGAAGUCAACGGACAAGAUCUCAACAUGGACUGCAAAGAGUAUAAUUAUGAUAAGAGCAUCGUCGACAGCGGCACCACAAACCUGCGCCUGCCUCGCAAAGUGUUCCAGGCGGCAGUGAAGGCCAUCGAAGCAGCUUCUUCAACGGAGCAGUUUCCUUCAGGCUUCUGGCUGGGUGAGCAGUUAGUCUGUUGGCAGGCUGGCACCACACCCUGGCACAUCUUCCCCGUCAUUUCCCUAUACUUGAUGAGUGAAAACCGGAACCAGUCCUUUCGCAUCUCCAUUCUGCCCCAGCAGUAUCUCAGGCCCGUAGAGGACGUGGCCUCAGCGCAGGAGGACUGCUACAAGUUUGCUGUGUCUCAGUCGAGCACAGGGACUGUCAUGGGUGCUGUCAUCAUGGAGGGAUUCUACGUCGUAUUUGACCGCGAACGUAAACGUAUCGGCUUUGCCGUGAGCACCUGUCACGUUCAUGAUGAGUUCCGCACAGCGUCGGUGGAGGGGCCUUUCCAUGGAGUAGAGCUGGAGGACUGCGGCUACAACGUGCCCCAGACAGACGAGUCCACCCUUAUGACCAUCGCCUAUGUCAUGGCGGGAAUCUGCGCCCUCUUCAUGCUGCCCCUCUGCCUCAUGGUGUGCCAGUGGCGCUUUGCCCGCUGCCUGCACCCACCUGGCUCCGGCGACUUCGCCGAUGACUUAAAUCUCCUGAAAUGAGCCAUUCUUUUACCAUCUUGAGUCACAACCAGGUCACGGCUGGGACCAAGAGUUUGAUAAGAAAGGGGGGUCAGAAAUAAUGUGAUGGUGUACUGUAUAUAGACAAAUGCAUCUAUAUGGCAUGUGAUUAGACUGUUGUGAUAUGGGGAGUUGAAAACCUCCUGUUGGAUGGUCCCAUCUUAUUUAAUCUUUCAAGUGUGGACAGCCAUGUUGAGGCUUCCUAAAUGUAUAAUCUCUAUGACAAGUGUGUAUGUGUGUGUGUGUGUGUGUAUGUGUGACUAAGAGCCCCUAUGAUGUCAUAACCUUUACUAAAACCUGAGAUAAUUAUGUGCAAUUUUUGAUUAUUUGUAAUUUAUAAUGCCAGCCUUUGAAAAGGAACUCACACAUUCACUAACUACACAGAGUACCUGCUAUUAUGAACAUAUUAUAAAAAGCUUAUGAAGAUGAACAUUUAUUUUAAAGGUCUGUUGAUGGAAAUAGCUCAUCUAUGUAAGAAAAAGCUGCUUGUAUUUGCUAUUAUUUCAUUGAUUGUGAAGCUGAAUAGUAGUUUUGUGCUGGCUUAAUGUGUGACAUAUGGGAAUAUAUACGUGCGCACACACACUAAUCUGAUAAUAUUAAUGUAUUUUUCCACAUUCUCACCCAUACAGAAGCACAGACUGGCACAUAUCUAGCGUUCAAAAAGCCCUUAAUCCCUAUAAGAAGGCAUUUGAGAUACAUGCAAAGUUUGGAAUUGCCUAUGCAGUAAAAUAGUAUGUUAUGUAUGUCAAGCUAGCUGCACUCCAGUCAGUGCAAAUCAGGAACAAUUUUUUUUUUUUUUUUACAUGAAUUAUAUUGGACUAUGCUGAAAUACUACAGUAGGAUAAAUAUUUUUUUGGAUUUUGCGUUUUCAUACAAAGCACUAUUCAACAUGUACUGAAUACAAAGUCAAAUCUGACUCUUCUGUGCUUCCUGUUCUGAAAUCUCUAAUAUCAACAGGGCAGAUGGUGAAAACUUUAAAGUAAUUCUUUCUCGCUAGUUUAAAUUAGUUCCUGUCUUGUACAACAUGUUAAUCCACAGUCUCCUUGCCUAAAGCUGGAAACUGUAAUAUCUAAUAAAACUAAAAUUUACAUCUUUACUCUAACCAAUAUGGCUGCCCAUAUUCUCAAUACAGUACUGUGCAAAAGGUUUAGGCACACUAAUUUUUUAAUACAAACUUUGUUAUAGAUUUUAAUUAUAUGACUUCUACAUUAUCAAGUCUGUACAAAAAUAUAUUAGAUUCCCAAACAUUAGUUGUCCAACACAAAAUUAAAUGUUACAGAAAAAUGUGUGUAUGUCAGUAAAGAAAGCAGCAUAUUGCAUAAGAGACGCUUUUCAAACAAAAAACACAAUGAAGGCUGCUGGGUUUUGCUACAAAACUAAGAAGCAAGUGCGACAGUCAAAGUCUCCAGAAGAACCGUGUCUGGUUCUGCAAGAUGCUCAAUAAAACUUACAGCUCAUUUCCUUAUAAAACUGCAUAAAUUGUACCUGAUUUCUGUAUCUUCACAGAAAUAUUCUCUUCGUUUCAUUUAUUAAUCAUGUCUACUGAUUUUUAUAGUAUUUUUUUUAAAUAUAGAAACAUUUAAUUUCAUUAUUUUUUAAGGUAUCUUAUCUACAGCAUUUCUUUGCAUGUGCCUAAGACUUUUGCACAGUACCGUAGAUCACUAUAUUCACAGUGAAAAUAGGAAGAAGAACACAAUAUAGUGAUGAAGCACUAGUGCAACUUAUUCCAUUAAAUUAUUCACCGGAAAAUCUGGCGAGCCAAAGAAAAGCUGAUAUAGUCUGUGUUUAAUAAGCCACUUUCUAAUCAAAUAGUUCAAAUUCACUUCAAUUUUAUUUGUAUAGUACUUUUAACAAUAGAUAAUGUCACAAAACUGCUUUGCAGAAAUCCUUAUUGAGCAAGCUGGUGAGGUUACAGUGAUAGAAGCGAGGUGAUAUUAGCAAGGAAAACAUCCCGAAACAACAUGAGGAAGGAACCUGAUGUGAAACCAGACUCCAAAGGGAACCUGGAUAGGGUGAUUAUAAAUCAUUAAUCUUCUACAACUGCAUACUAUAAAGACCAAGAGUGUGUUUAAAGGAUGUUCAGUAUGAGCAUAUUGUGAUUAAGAGUCCUAGGAUGAGCACAGGACAGUCUUUAGGAUUACACCAGCAAUUAUGGGUACAAACAUACAGUAUUCAGGUGAGAUUAUCCAUUGAAGCAAGCGUGAAACUUGAGCAUAAACUAUUUAUACCACUCAGUUCUGUGAACCAUGUCUAUGUUAUGUGGUCUCAUGCAGCAGUAGUGUUAUGUCUCAUGUAUAAUUGAUUCUAUACAUUUUUCAGUAAUAAAGCAAAUACACUGC
Ictalurus furcatus (blue catfish) is the source of this 3902-nucleotide messenger RNA. RefSeq names its product beta-secretase 1 (gene bace1). The transcript is spliced from 10 exons. The coding region runs from base 1 to 1545 and encodes 514 amino acids. Gene Ontology annotation, cellular component: endosome; trans-Golgi network; membrane. Gene Ontology annotation, biological process: membrane protein ectodomain proteolysis; amyloid-beta metabolic process. Lineage: Eukaryota; Metazoa; Chordata; Actinopteri; Siluriformes; Ictaluridae. Gene Ontology annotation, molecular function: aspartic-type endopeptidase activity. The record is from RefSeq and is a predicted model, not a curated record.